AUGUUGUUUUUCUUGGCCAUGGUGUCCACCUGUGUAGCUUCAGAAACCCCCUGCCCGCCUCAGUGUAGGGUAGCAAGCCGGCUGGAGGAUCUUCCCACCGACAUCAGGCUUAAAAAGCCUAUGGGGGACAUCCCUCUUAAUUCAUGGCUCGUCUGCAAUGGUUUUAAUGGAACUAUUCCUUCCCCUGCGUCCAGUCCGAUCAUACCUUGCAUGGGUGCGUCCAAAUCAAAAGUGGCAGUGAUCGGGUAUCCGUUCGGAGUUUUGCGGGCAGGGACACUAGCAAGCUAUCGGAAAAUCACCAUUCUGGCUCUUUUAAAAGGCGAAAUCACGGAUAUUGAGGACAAUGCCCUGAUUGGUCUUACUACCAUAAACAGGUUGGAUCUAGCCUUUAACAGGCUGGUUCGUGUGAAACAAAGCUGGUUCUCUGGUCUGGCCAACCUCAAUUCGCUGGACUUGUCCAAUAACCAGAUAGUUAGGGUGGAUCCAGGGUGCUUCAAGGGACUAUCUAACCUUCGCUAUCUGUACCUGAACGGCAACCUGAUAGAGAAGGUAGAGCCGGACUGGUUUAUUGGGCUAAACAAACUGGAUGAGAUCAACUUGGAGUCGAACUGCAUCGAGGUUAUAGCCGAGGGGACGUUCGAACACCUCCCCGGGCUCGAUAGACUGGGUCUCGGUGGAAAUGGUCUGUCACAGCUGGACGGACGCGCGUUCUGGGUGCUAAGUUCUCUCAUUGCCCUCGGUAACAUCGGAGCAAGGCCAGACACUGGUCCUGAUGCGAUAGAACACGACCUGGCGUCGUGGAGCAUUGGCUUUGGAUUGUCCGGUUGGCAUUCAAUGCAGGACGUGUCUGUCAAGGUAGCCAAUCGCCUGCUCUGUGUUACAAAUGGCAACUACCACAAUAAACAGACAUUAAGAUGGGCUUUUGAUCCGCCCACCACUCAUGACCACACAGAAUCCUGUGGCUGGUGGGCUGAAGAGAUCACACGUGAGACGCCCUUUGUUGUCAUGAUCCAACGCGGAUCGUUGGAUCCACAUACCGACAACGAUGACCGAUGCAGACAGGCGUGGGGCGGUGUCGGCCUCACUCUGGCCUUAUUUUACGACUUCAACCUCCGUUUGGUGUCAUUUUGGGAAAGAAACGCAAAGAAGGAAACUCUCGCGAUGACAUUUGAUCGGGCACAUUCGACAAACGCCGGAAGCGAAAACCCAAAGAGGGUCACAUGUUUUCUACUCAAGAAGGACAGCAGUAGUCGGCUUGUGUUCGAUGUCCGUGGAGCCCAGAAUAUGCUCAACAAAACGCACUCGGAUCCGUACGGGGUCUGUAAAGACCGGGGUGGUGGUCUGACGUCCCAAAGAACACCUGCGCGGUCGACUGUGUUGCCAGGACAACAGACCACGUUGUCAGGGCAGCGGACCACGUUGUCCUGGCAACAGACCACGUUGCCAGGACAACAGACCACGAUGUCCAUGUCAGGACAACAACAGCAGACCACAUUGUCAUUGACGACAUAUUCACCAACCAGUACUAUUCGGUCUACCCAAGAUGAACCGAGUACAACUACAAGCCACCUGUUUAUUUUGCUUAUGCUGGCAAGUGUGUUAGCGCUGUUGCCGGUGCUGGCAAUCAUUGUUGCGCUACUGUUAAAGAAAUGCUGUUCAAUCAACCACCUGGACACCCGUGUCAGCCAGCCACGUGUCAAGGUAUCUAGGCGGGCAAGGCCGACCUCCCUACCCGUAGUUUCCCACGGUUCAAACCGUCAACUCUCUACUCGUAGGUCGCUGCCGAGUUCCCUAAGUACGAUCGAAGCCGUUUACUGCGAGAUCACGGACGAUGAGGUCGUCUCAGCUGCCCAGAGACCCCUUCCCGCCCUCCCGCACACAUACUGGGACAUUCCAGACGACGGAAAAGUCCUUGAACAUGGCGUCUCUUGUAGAUCAUCACUUCCUGCUUCAUUGUGUGACAUUGAGCCAGCCUAUGGCGAGAUCCCAGAUGAAGAUGAUGACCGGUUGGUGUUCUAUGCUGCUGCCACUGACUUGACAGUUUUAGGGCAAAAUGGGGAGAGUAGCAGCACCUGUGUAUACGACGACGGUGCUGUGAGGCAAAAUCAGCGCCGAGGCUUCGCCUGCGUCUACCACGACGGCGUGGCCAAAAAUCUACCCCCUCACAAGUCUACACCUAGCGGGCAUGUCGGUGUGUAUGGCAGAGGCAAUGCUGACAACUCCCAUGGCGUAACGUUCUAUGGGAAUGUAGAGGGAGUCUCUCUAGACCAAAUCAGAAAUGUGGUUUGA
Molecule: messenger RNA, 2289 nt
Organism: Branchiostoma belcheri (Belcher's lancelet)
Lineage: Eukaryota; Metazoa; Chordata; Leptocardii; Amphioxiformes; Branchiostomatidae
Exons: 2
Coding region: 1-2289 (762 amino acids)
Cellular component (GO): plasma membrane
Molecular function (GO): protein binding
Source: RefSeq, a predicted model, not a curated record